Ilyonectria robusta is the source of this 543-nucleotide messenger RNA. RefSeq names its product tubulin binding cofactor A. The transcript is spliced from 2 exons. The coding region runs from base 87 to 449 and encodes 120 amino acids. The record is from RefSeq and is a predicted model, not a curated record. Gene Ontology annotation, cellular component: cytosol; microtubule cytoskeleton. Gene Ontology annotation, molecular function: beta-tubulin binding. Lineage: Eukaryota; Fungi; Ascomycota; Sordariomycetes; Hypocreales; Nectriaceae. Gene Ontology annotation, biological process: tubulin complex assembly; post-chaperonin tubulin folding pathway.
CGCCUUGCAUUAGACACUCGCGGAUAGAUAUCUCCCUCAGCCUCCGACUUCAUACGCACAACCCCGUCCGCUAAUCAACCGCCGCCAUGCCCCCGCCGUCGCACCUCGCCAUCGCCACCAGCUCCGUCAAGCGCCUGCUCAAGGAGGAGGCCUCGUACUACAAGGAGCUGGCUCAGCAGGAGGCUCAGAUCAAGGCCCUGAAGGAGAAGAUCGAGAGCGGCCAGGGCAGCGAGGAUGACAAUGGAGAUUUCAUGCUGAAGCAGCUGGAAACCGCCGUCGAACAAACCAAGGCCGUUUUCGGACCCCUGAGGGAGCGACUCGAUGCCGCCGUCGCCAAGUUGGAGGAUCAGAUACAGGUGAGGGAGCAGAGUGGUGCGCCGGAGCAGGAGAUGGAAGCGGCCAAGGCCACCCUCGCGCAGGUCAAGGCAGAACAGAACGGUUCAUCAUAGGGGGUGUGGCUAGAGAGCCUCAGGAUGGGAUACUACACUAGAGAGCGAUACGAUACCAUUACGACGACGAGGAAGAAGCAAUAUAAAGGGUGAA